Molecule: messenger RNA, 4672 nt
Organism: Salvelinus namaycush (lake trout)
Lineage: Eukaryota; Metazoa; Chordata; Actinopteri; Salmoniformes; Salmonidae
Product: protein FAM222B-like
Exons: 4
Coding region: 244-2136 (630 amino acids)
Source: RefSeq, a predicted model, not a curated record
AAGUUGCUGCCGCAGACAGCAGCAGUACAACAGCAAAAAAUCUGUUUUUGAAUUUGUAAACCAUGAUGAUUUUUUAAGCGAUGCCUUUCGAGGAGGUACAUGGAGAGGAGAAGUGCCUGCCUUAAAUUCCGUACUACUCCCAUGAAGCUGACAGGAACCAUCAUACCACUGUGGUAUGUAUGAGCUAAUACACGAAGUGUGAGUAGCAACGAAUGUCCCAUGUUGCAUUAGUGUCUGUGUGAAAUGCUGGCCUGCCUGCCAGGGCCAGGUGACCUCUCCCUCCAGCUUCUUUCCCACACGCAGAUGAACACUGGACUUCAGAAAUGGGACACUACACAGAGGAUGAGAUCCGCUCAGUAUCCAACCCCUGCGGAAUUGGAUGCUUAUGCUAAGAAGAUUGCCAACAACCCCCUGACCAUUAAGAUCUUCCCCAACAGUGUCAAGGUCCCCCAGAGGAACCACGUGCGCCGCACAGUCAACGGGCUGGAUACUUCAGGCCAGCGCUACAGCCCCUACCCCCCCUCUCAGGCCAACGCCAAGUCCGGCCUCCUUGCCAUCGUCAAGGUGCCUGUCGUCAAGGGCAUCCUCAAAGACUUUGACGGCAGCCGGGCGCGCCUGCACCCCUCUGGGGUCAUCAUGAACCCCCCUGGCCCUCGGGGGCCCUUUACAGCAGCUGCCUCGGCCAGCACUUUAAACCUCCACCACCCCCCUUCCCAAGGCCAGGGCGGGUCCCAGUCUCAGCAGAACCUGAAUCCUCAACUUGCGAGCCAGACUCACCCACAGACUCUACAACAGACUCACCCCCAGCAGCAGCAGGGCCUCAGACACCCACCCUGCAUGCCCCAACAGCAGCACCCGCAACAGGGGCUGCCCAGGCCCCAGACACUGUCCCACCCCCAAGCACUGGGCCAUCCCCAGCCUCCUUCUGGUCUCACCCUCUUGCUCCAACAGCAGCAGCAACAGCACCUUCAGCAGCAGGGGCAGCCACCUCCUGAACUGCAGGGUGGCCGGAAGCUGCCCGAUGGCGACGCACCGCCUAACGUUACAGUCUCUACCUCAACCAUUCCGCUCACCAUGGCUGCUGGCUUGAACCAGAGCCGCCAGCCAGACCUGAGCAGCAUCGUGCACCAGAUCAACCAGUUCUGCCAAGCCCGGGCCCAGGGGGCUGGAGCCACCUCCAUGUGUGAGGGCCAGAUUGCCAACCCCAGCCCCAUCAGCCGCAACCUCUUCAACAACGCCUGCUCCAGGGUGUCCAUGCACAGCAACCCGCACGCCAACGCCUGCCCCCCCGGCCUGCCCCCACACCACAACUGCAUCAUGUGUCCCGCAGACAAGGCUGCUGCCCCCGCUAACCCCCAAAACAACAUGGCUGCCAUGAACAGGAUGCCUGUUUACCACAAUGAUCUCAAACAGCAGCAACACCAACAUAAUUUACAACAGCAGCACCAACAGCAUUUACAACAGCAACACCAACGGCAUUUACAACAGCAGCAGCAUCAACAACAACAACAUAAUCACCAACAGCAGCAGCAGAUGCGCUGGAACCAACACCAGUUGGCCUAUCUACAGCACAUGCAGCAGGACGGUGGGGGCCACCCCUGCAAGCACCCUUCCCGCAUAGGCUACCCCCCGGAGCUGUGUGUGGGCCAUUCAUACAGCCUGAAGCCUCCUAUAGAGAAGCCCACCCCCUCUCCUCCCGUCAACAACAACGGCAUGCCUGGGGGUCCACUGGCCCACUACACCAAUGGUGGCCACUACUUCCAGCCACACGCUGUGUGGAACAGCAGCAUCCUGCCCACGCCCAACAGCGACAGCUCCGGGUCUCAGGACCUGGCCAUGCCGUUCCAUGGGGGGGCCUCAGGGGGCACCACCACGCUAGAUUGCGGCGGGCCCCCUGUGGGAGGCCAUUACAGGCCCGGGGGCGGCGGCUCCACCUCCUCUUCCUCCUCCUCCAGCCAGACUAGUCUGAUGAAAACAGCAGAUUACUUGGGCGGGGACUUUCAGACGCCCUGCUUCCGAGAUCAGAAUCUGGGGCUGAUGGGCAAGAUGCACAGGCCACCAAUGAACAGGGUGGGGCCCGAGGUUGGCCCAGGGGACGGCAGAACCGCUCACAUCCAGCACCCAGGGUACAGAUAAGAUAAGCUAUGGCCGGCAUUGUCUAUACAGCAGUUAUCAAAAACAAGAACCUUCUUCUUUUAGUCUUAAGAAUGGAAAAACAUGAAAUACAAUUAAAUUAAGUAAAAAUGAACACUGACAUUAAAAAAAGGACAAAUAUAUUUAAUAAAGAGCAGUGUUUUCUUUUUUUGUAGUCAAUCUUGCAAGUGAUCAAUUGAUUUUGUAAAUGAGUGCUUUCAGUAGGCACCCUCUAGGGAACGUUUCUUAUGUAUGUGAUUGUCGUCAUUCCCUACCUUUUUUCCCAUCCUACCUGUCUGUCAGUGUGCCUGGAUCUAAGGAUACAGAGUUAUUUUGACUUCAGAUCUGUCCUAAGAGUUUUUUUAUUUUAAGCAUAAAAGAUGUCUCCUGCAGACGAUGGAUGAAAACACACUGAUCGUUGAUGGAGGAAAGAAAACACAUUCUCAUAAGGAUCUUGAUGUUUUUACAGGGUCGAGUGGGGAUUUCUCCGCUCCGACUAGUUUUAUUGGACAAGUGGCUAAUUUUCCCUUAUUACGUUUACAUGUGAAUCUCGUUGUGACAUCGAAAUUAAAAGCAUAUAUAUAUAUAUAUAUAUAUAUAUAUAUGUGGAACUGUCAGUCACUGGACACUACAAAGUAAAGACGGAGACACUUGCCAUAUGCACAUGUACAAAGAGGCUUUUUUUCUUUUCUUUUUUAUGUAUUUAUUUGUGUAAUAGGACUGUUUUAUGAAUCAGGUCACCCACUGUUCAAGGUUGAUUCCUGUCUAUCAUCGAAGUAUCUAAUCAGGUUGAUGUUUGUACAGAGUAUAGAUAUAUGCUGUAUUGACAUCUAGAUCCUGCAGGGAGCAAUUUAAUGUGGGGACUGACUGGGGGAGCCAACCAACCGAUGCUCUCUUGCUCAAAAUGCUGCAAUGAAUUCAGGUGUCUGUUACAAACCAUUUUGUCACCAUUGCCAAUUGAGGUUGGCAACAUGAUUGUGGAAUAACAUAUUUUUAUUUAAAUGGAGUGAAAAAAUUAAUCAAAUCUGUUCAUUCUGUCUGAAUCCUGAAAUGGCCAAAGUCACAUUGACAUAAUAUGUGACUUUUUAUGUUGCUUACAUUUUUUUCCUAUAAUUUUGGUAAACCCGAAAAAUAUUACUUGAAUUGUUGAGAUGCAAAGUUCUGUUUGGCAGUUGUUUAGUGAAGGGAGGAGGCUAGUUAUCAGGACUAAACCUUACUACUGGAGUGGAAGAAAUAUAAUUGUUACUAAUAUUAUAUUAGAAACUAACGAUGAACCAAAUCAGUUUUGAUUCUGAGUUUAAAAAAAAAUGUUUUAUUUAUCAUUAAGUUAGGUGUAGUUGCUACUGAUUCUGAUAUGACGUGUGCUUGAAGAGACCAAAUUGAUCACUUGCAAGAUCACUUGGAGGUAAACAAAAAUGACUUAAGUUAAACAGCAAAUGCAUUGUUUAUUUUAUUGUACACUGGCUUACCUACUAUACUACUCUAACUUUAAAGUGUAGUGUGUGUGUGUGUGUGUGUGUGUGUGUGUGUGUGUGUGUGUGUGUGUGUGAUGCCUGCUGACGUGGGUUGAGUAUAAACUUGUGUUUUGUAUGUGCUCGUGUGUGUCUGUAUGUGAGAGUGGGUGGACACUGACAUCCACAUUCUGUUCACCUCCCUCCCAAACAGCCCUUAAAAAGCCUUAAGUAUUUGGUCCUUGGACUUUCCUUUGAAAACAAGCAUGGUUAUAAUGAAAAUCAAAAAUUAUGAUGGAAGAUUGCAAGGAUACAUACAGAGGAACAGCAAUUUCUGUUAAACAUUUUUUUAUGACGUUUUUGUUGAAUAGAAAAAGCAAUUCCUUAGAUUCUUUUUUUUACGAAAACAAGAAAUGGAGUAAUAUUUUGUAAUUAUAUUUUAAAGCUAUGUGUAGUUACUGGGUUGUAACAAAAAAAAUCAAAGUUUCAACGCUUCAGUUGUGACUAUUUAUAAUACUUGAUUUUCUUGUUAUUUAAAUCUUAUUUUUCCUCUUUGUUCCCUUUACUAUUGCUGUGAAAUGGAAGACGGCCCAAUAAGCCUUUCUUUUACGUGUCACUCUGGCUGUACAACAGAUAAGACGCAAAAGCGUGAGAGUUGUGCUACUCUUUUUGUAAUAUUGUAAUAAUUAAAUAAAGUUCUAAUUUAUGCUUUGAAAUUAGUGUUCUAUGGAUGUCAUGUUCUUUUGAUGCCCAAAUGCCUGUUCUCUUAUUUGAUGAGCCGUACAGAACUUACAAAUAUGAAUAGGCCUAUUUGUAUGUAUAAGUUUACUACCCUUCAUUCAAUGAGAACAGAUGGAACAAAUUGGAAUCUUUUUAACCUUGUUUGUGUCCAGACCAUAUACCUGUCUGCUCACUGCCUAGUAGAUCUGCAUGGGUUACCCCCCCAUUGAGUUUUAUAGUGUUACCCCCUGAUUGGUUGAAUGAUUUCCUUAGAUGAGACUGUAUUCCAUGUUUUUUCCAUUUUAGUCCUUCAGAUUUCAUUUCAAUAGAAGGUUACUGUGUGAAAUAAAGAUUUACCUGCAUCAUCA